This is a messenger RNA of Vicia villosa (hairy vetch), 768 nucleotides long. RefSeq lists its product as uncharacterized. NCBI's taxonomy places the organism in Eukaryota, Viridiplantae, Streptophyta, Magnoliopsida, Fabales, Fabaceae. The record is from RefSeq and is a predicted model, not a curated record. Bases 1 to 768 code for a protein of 255 amino acids. The transcript has 2 exons.
AUGACUAGAAUGACAUCUAAAAAAGAUGUGAAAAGUUUAGAGAAUGAUGGAAAAGUUGUUGCAAAAUGGGGGGAUGAUAGUAAAACUGAAAUUUUGCUGAAAAUUUGCAUCGAAGAAAUAGAAGUGGGUAAUAUACCAACUACCCACUUCAGUAAAGAAUGGUGGAAGAAUAUUACAGAAAAAUUUCAAAAGAAGACCGAAUGUGCUUAUGAUCGCACUCAACUAAAAAAUAGAUGGGAUACAUUGAAAAGAGAGUUUUCAUCCUUUGUGAAGUUAGUGGAUAAACAAACUGAAGUAGGAUGGGAUCAUGAAAAGAAAACUAUCUUGGAGGAUCUUGAUAUUUUGAAAUGGAAACAUGGAGGACCUAAGUUUAUUGACUUGCUAGAUAAAUGCUUCAUGGGUGCCAUAGCUACUGGAUUCGCCCUUUACAAACCAUAUGAAGAUCAAUUACCUUGUGAAGGAUCAGAAUCUCUUUUUGGAGACGGCCAUGAGAAUAACACAAUUAAUAAAGAAGAAGGGGAUACAAAUAGUUUUGAUGUUGGAAAGGAAGUACAAGCAAACCCAACACCAAGUUCUUCCAAAAAGAGGAAGAUUUUAGGGAAAGGAGAGAAAAUUGGGACAACAAAGAAACUUCAACGAUCUCUUGAUGGUAUACUCGAUGGGUUUGGGCCAAGCCAACAAGCACUCCCAGAAGACAACAUAAGUUAUGCAAAAUGUUUGAAAAUGUUGGAUGAAAACUCGCCUUUUCGUUUUUCCGAAAAAACUUGA